CAGUUUUCAGAUGGUGUGUGAGAGGAGUACAACGAGACACAAUCAUGAACUGCGUUAAAUUCUUAGCGUCGAAGAAUCCAUGUCUGGAGGAAAUUGCCAAGAUUGUCCCCGCCUCAUGCAAACACACACUCGUCGAUGAAUUGCGAGGAGGAAUGCAGCCGCCAGACACGUACAUCGUUGGGAUUGUGGAGGAUGCUUAUCCAAGAAUAGUGUGGGAGGGUAAGGUAAAGAAGCGGAUGACUCUACGAGAAGUGCUGCUGGACGGAUCGAAGGGGCUUCAGUUGGAUGUGUUUGGAUAUGGCACGCAUGCCGACACAAUUCACGACUACAUUCAAGAAGGCAAAAGCAACGGAACCAUUUGGAUGGCAUUUGCCAAGACAAGAUUGGUGAAGUACCGGGGUCCUGUUCAAAAUGGCUGGUGUGAGCUGAGUUUGAGGGCAGGGAACAGAGUUGCGGCUGAUGCUGAGGUCUGGAUCGUUGCGAAGCCUGAGACUGUUUCACUAAAUGCAGCUCUACCAUCAUCCUCAAAAUCAAAGACACAGACUGCUGCUUCCUGUCAUGCUGGGCCGAGCGGCCGGAAUAAGCGAAAACAACCUGAGCAUUUCACCGUAGUUUGCCACUGCAACUCUAGCAGAAAAGUGACUGUAUGUGCCGUUGUGAAGGAAAUUCUGAAAACCCCAGAGCCAACUAAAUUUGGGACGUUCCACCUGAUGAUGGCCGUCUUUGACCCAUCGUGCUGUGUAGACAUGCCGAUACGGGACGAUCUUCCCAUACAUGUAUUUUUCAAUGACACCAGCAUUCGUGAUCUUCCUGGAGGUGUCUCGAUCGGUGAUAUCUUGCUGUUAAGAAACAUAUCCCUGGAGCCGUACAAAGACAAGAUCCACGGGACGGUCUACGACCCCAAGCAGAUUAUUAAGUUUUCAUCUGACCCGGAAGUCCCCAUCGAGGCAAUCACCCUUAAGCCCCGUUAUGAAAUACCUGUACCUCAUACACGGCCAGAUGAAGUUCGUGAGAAAGUCAUCUCGCUACGUGAUUGGUGGGGGGUACAGAAGGAUAUGUUAAUGCCGGCCGCCAACACUAAUGCAGACGGAGCCGAGCUGCUGAGCAGCUGCGAUGACAUGCCUGACUUGCAAAUCAAAGAAAUUUUGGAAGUAAUGGCCUUCACAUUAUGUUGUCAGGUUAUGGAGACAUACAGAGUGAAGGCCACCAACAGAGAGUGUCUCUUCAAGGUUCAAGACGGCACAAUGACCCAGAUCUGCUUCAAAGAGUAUAGAGGCCAUGACGCGACAACAGAGGGAAUAACACAGACGGAGUACUAUACUAAUCCAGGCAGUCUGAUGGUGGAUGUGCUUGUCAAAAAUGCUUGCUCUGCAGCUGAGAGCAUUGUGGCUAAGGACGUCAUCCAGAUGAAAAACGUGAAGUGCUUAAAAGCUGCCAGAAACGGGGAAGACAUGACCGUCGACAAACAUGUGUUGAUCCUGGACUGUAAUGAUGGCGAAAUGGUGAAGCUGCCCAGUGUUAACAUAGUGGCUGCCAAGAUCAUUGAUCGGGUGAAAAAAGCUGCAGUCGGCCGUGGAGAUAAUUCAGUCAGCAGUGAUUCCACCAUGGUGCCUACACCAGCAUGGCCUACUCCUGCGAAGCCUAGUCCCAACCGCAUCAGCAGUCAACCUUUCAGCCCCAACCAGAUGACCGGAGAUCCCAGGAGCAUCUUUCUAAUGCCACUGCACCACAACAGGAGUUUCUUGCCGCCUUCUGAAACUUCCACACAGCAGAGUUCCUUACCCUCCAAUGACACCUUCGUAGGUUUAGUCAAGGACCUCCAUACUCCGUCUCAGCUUUCCAGAUCGCAGAAGCCCCAAGACAUGACGGCUAACAGUCACACCAGCAGGCUCUCAGGGAAAGCAAAUGAAAUUGAUAAUAACAUGGUAACGGAGAACUCGGAAAUUCCUUCAGACGUGACCUCUAACACCCAGAGCUCCUUUCAACCUCUAGCUCAACCUGCAGUCACUGGAGAUAACACUGAGGAUGAGAGUGUGGUAUUCCCUUCAAAAUUGCCCUCCAGCACCCAGAUCUCCCCUCAAUCUCAGCCUCGAGUUGCAGCCACUCAAGAUAAUAACAUGGAAACGGAGAACUCGGAAAUUCCUUCAGACGUGACCUCUAACACCCAGAGCUCCUUUCAACCUCUAGCUCAACCUGCAGUCACUGGAGAUGAUCACUCUGGCAAUGUGGGUAUACCUACUUCUGACAGUGGUUGCAGUGGUGAGAAGAGUGGUGUAGUCCUCAAACCUUCGACCAUGCCUUGUUCUACGAAGAUACGUGUUCCCACAAGCAAGAACAUCCCUCUUCGCAAAAAACAACCUGUAAAACGAAAGCUCAACAUGGAGACACCGUCUACAAGCGCCGGACACACAACAGUGACUCCCAACAUAAAAAAAAUUAUAACAGUUGUGGACGAAGGGUUUGUUGAUAUCACCUUCUCAAGCCUUCUUGCUCGGAGCGCUUGUGGGACGUUGUACAGAGUGCAUGCGUACAUCACUGAAUUAUUCAGUCUCACCUCCAGGGUCUGCACUCGCUGUAAUAAUGGUUGUUUCUGUAUCCACUUGUGGGUAUGGGGUCUGUGUGAAGCAUGUGGAGUGUGCACAGAGGGCGCGGCACUGCAGCGACUAUACUCAAAGAACGACUUGCUUACACGUCGUACUCUUCAUUGCCACGUGUGUCGUACACAUUCCAGUAAUGGUCGUAUUAACCCCCAAGGAAAGCCGAGUACUAGCACUGCAGAGUACCAGGGAACAGUUUCACCCAUCGUUAGACUUGUUUUGUGUCUUAGAGACCCUGAGACUGGCUUUAUAGGAAGGUUUAAUGUCAGUGCCGACUCUGCAGAGCGUCUCUUGGGAGGAGUAACGCCCAAGUUUUCCUGGAUAAUUCAAGAAACUGAAGCACAGCUUCGUGAAUUACUUGCAGCCAUUCUCUCAGUUCAAGACCGAUUGCAUUUUGGUAUCAAGAAGACAAGGACAAGCCAAGGGACUCCGCAGUACCUUGUAAGCAACACUUCUUUGCUCUUGAUAGAUGCAUAGUUGGCUCCUAUUUGAUCUCUAAGGAGUGUGUUGCAGUUUUUAUGCUAAUUUUUAUAAGGAAGAGUAGUUGUUAUACUUUAUUUUAUUUUUUACCAUGUUUAAUUUGCUCAGCUGUUUCUCUGGAACACGAAUUGUGAACUGAAUUUAAGAAAAGAAAAAAAUGGAUUUUAUAUUUGAUGCAUUUUUUUUGUUGAUCAUUUUUUUUCAUGCUAACCUUAACAGUGUCCAUUAUCACUCAUUUUAAUGUCACUUUUGUCUUGUGUUGCUAAUCCAUCCCCAUCUGCGGAUGUUUCCAUUUCUACUUUUAAGAGUUGCUGAUUACAAAGAGAAUCUCUUGAAUAACAAAAAAGGCACAAUACCGUGACUGGAACGAUACACAAAUAACCCGCACAUAAAAGAGAGAAGCUCACGACGACGUUUCGGUGUGACUUUGUAAAUGGUCCAAGUCAGACCGAAACGUCGUCGUAAGCUUCUCUCUUUUAUGUGCGGGUUAUUUGUGUAUAGAAUCUCUUGAUUUAGUUCUAUAGAAUUACCAGAUCUGUAACAUGCUUAAUUGCAGUGCCUAGUUUUAUUCAGCUUUGAGGUCUGUCUGGAAUACUGGUUAUUUCAGCUAUGAUAUACCAUGCUUACCUCUCCAUCAUCAUCUUUCUCCCUCCCUUGUUCUUUCUUCUUUCAACGUACCAGCCAUAUCUCACUGAGGCGGGGCGGCCCAAAAGAAAAAACUAAAGUUUCUCCUUUUAAAUUUAGUAAUAUAUACAGGAGAAGGGGUUACUAGCCCCCUUGCCUCCCUUAUUAUUAUAUUAUAAUCAUGGGGGAGUGCUGAACCCAUAGGAUUAUACAGUGCAUGGGGGGGGGGAUGGAAGGUACUCGGGCUCAAUUCAGGGAACCGAAGCAUAGAUACGAUUCCCUAGAUCAUGAGCCCCUUGCCAGCAUCAAGGGACCUCCCAUGAGGGGCUCCCUUCCUUAGACUUCUGUUCCUUCUACCCACCUCCCUUUAUUUUAUGUACUCCUCUAGGGAGGCUCCUUAAUGCUGGUAAGAGGCAUGUAAUACAAGGAAUCAAGUUUAUUCUCUCCUUCCUUGGGUUGAUACUGAUCGUCUUCCAUCCCCGAGCACUGCAUAAGUAUGAAUCUUGUACAUUACAAGUAAUGUGAAAAAAUUAGUAACUUUUUUUAAACAAUUCUCAGAUGAAUGGAUAAACAUAUUACGUAUAAGUUUAAAGUGUACAAAUAUAGAGGCGAGAUAUAUUGACAGUAAGACAAAACCAGUUGUUAUACAUACUAGAGUUUUCAUGAGUACAAAUCGAUAGUAUUUUCUGAUGUAAAGAUAAGGCACUUGUAGUUUGUCAUUUGCUAAAAAAACCAUACCACGGGCGGGAUUUGAACCCGCGGUCAGAGUCUUAAAACUCCAGACCGUCGCGUUAGCCACUGGACCAGCUAGCUGGUCCAGUAGCUAACGCGACGGUCGAGUUUUGAGACACUCUGACCGCGGGUUCAAAUCCCGCCCGUGGUAUGGUUUGUUUGCAAUCGUGUCAUUACGAUUUUGUGUGUCUUUGCUAUUUAGUAAGAGCGUAUUGGAGUAAUUAAGUAUGCCUUUUCUGCAGCAGUGUAAUAAGGUUACUGUUUCAUCGUGCUGACCAUCACAUUACAACUGUGUACACUGUUGAUUGCCUUGUCACUUUACAAUUAUAAAUGAUUUCAGUGAUAAUGAUGUCAUCUUGUGUGUGCAAAGGAAAAUAACCUGGUUGAACAGAUUGCUGUUGAUCUCUUGUACCCUCAGUGGUUGUUCAGUAUUAUUACAAUCAAAACUAAGUGCUAAACCCACUGGGGUCAUCCAGUGGUUCUGGAAGAGUGUCGUAACUUCAGCAACUGGUUCACGGCUUUUAGGCAUUUCACUGUACAUUAUUAAAUUCAACGCAUGUGUGGACCCUUGUGGGAUUAGCACUUAAUUUUGAUUGUAAUAAUCAAAAUAUGCAUUAAAUCUGCAUGAGUUAUAUGGCACAGUGGACAGGUAUGUACAGAAUAACAGUUAAUGUUUACUGUACAGGUUGCUAGGCGCCCAUAUCUUGGUGUCAAGUAAUGUAACUUUACAUCUACUGUUCUACCUCAAGUCCAGCUCCUGACUCACUAUGGUCAUGCUGUGUAUAUAUAUAUAAGUAGAAUACGUAGAAAAUUGAAAUUGAACAUAGAUAAGAGUAAGGUGAUGAGGGUAUCCAACAAUUUAGAUAAAGAAAAAUUGGAUAUCACAUUGGAGAGAGUAUGGAAGAAGUGAAUGUUUUCAGAUACCAACACUUAUAUGGGUGUGAAACAUGGGUUGUAAAUGCUGUAGCGAGGAGGAGGCUGGAGACAGUGGAGAUGUUGUGUCUAGGAGCAAUGUGUGGUGUAAAUAUUACGCAGGCAUUGUACUUCCCAUUUCCAGGACUCAAGUCUGGCUAACCGAUUUCCCCGAAUCCUUUCACAAAGUAUUACCCUGCUCUUCACACUCCAACAGCUCGUCAGGUCCCAAAAACCAUUCGUUUCCAUUCACUCCUAUCUAACACACUCACACGCACUUGCUGGAAGCUCAGGCCCCUCCGUCCAACCUUUUCAGGAACAACCCCUACCCUCGCCUUCUCUGCCCUACAGAUUUAUACGCUCUCCAAGUCAUUCUACUUUGAUCCAUUUUCUCUAAAUGACCAAACCACCUCAACAGCCCCUCUUCAGCACUCUGACUAAUACUUUUAGUAACUCCACACCUUCUCCUAAUUUACACACUACGAAUUCUUUGCAUAAUAUUUACACCACACAUUGCUCUUAGACAGGAUAUCUCCACUGCUUCCAGCCACCUCCUCGCUGCUGCAUUUACAACCCAAGCUUCACACCCAUAUAAGAGUGUUGGUACUACUAUACUCUCAUACAUUCCCUUCUUUGCCUCCAUGGAUAAUGUUCUGUCUCCACAUAUACCUCAACGCACCACUCACCUUUUUUCCUUCAUCAAUUCUAUGGUUAACCUCAUCCUUCAUAAACCCAUCCACUGACAAGUCAACUCCCAAAUAUCGGAAAACAUUCACUUCUUCCAUACUCCGUCCAAUGUGAUAUCCAAUUUUUCUUUAUUUAACCCUUUGAGGGUUUUGGACGUACUAGUAUGGCUUACGACCCAGGGUUUUUGACGUACUAGUACGCCUAAAUUCUAGCGGCCUCAAAUCUAGUGGGAGAAAGCUGGUAGGCCUACAUAUGAAAGAAUGGGUCUAUGUGGUCAGUGUGCACAGUAUAAAAAAAAUCCUGCAGCACACAGUACAUAAUGAGAAAAAAAAAACUGACCAUUUUUUUUAAUAAAUCAGCGACUUUGCACUGUAUUUUCGUAUGGUAUUUAUUGUUGUAUUCUAGUUUUCUUGGUCUCAUUUUAUAGAAUGGAAGACAUAUUACAGAAAUUGAGAUGAUUUUGACUGGUUUUACAAUGAAAGGUGCCUUGAAAUUGAGCUCAAAGUAGCAGAAAUGUUCGAUUUUUACCAAACUUCAAAAGUAAACAAAUCAUGCCAAGCGUGCAAUACACGUCAACUGGUGAGUCUAAUAUUCUUUCACAAGUGCACCAAUAAUAUUUAUACCAUUUUUUACACUAAUGCAGUAGUCUGCAUAACAGUAAAUCUUAUAUUUUUUGUGAAAAUAAAAAUUCAAAGUGGAAAGCAAAAGAAUAUAAGAGGGGCCUUGAAACGUGACUAAUGACUAGAGGAAAUGUCAUUUUAGUGCCAGGAAUGUCUUUCUUGUUUAUUCUGGACCCUAUUCGGAAAUUGGCAUCUUUUGAAAUUUGUGUGAAAUUGGCAAAAUUGCUAAAUUCUGACCACUGUACUGGAUAGUUGAAUUUCAUAAAUGGGUGGUUUCUUGCACCCAUUCGAUAGAAAAAAUGGAGUUCUAGCGAAAUAUUCAUGUUUUUUGUCGACUAGUACAGUCGAAUUGGCCGAAAAUGGGGCUCAAAGUGGGCAAAAUCGCCGAUGCGUAAACAUCGCCGAGACCGCUAACUUUGCGAAAGCAUAAUUCCGUAAGUUUUCCGUCAAAUUUCAAACUUUUUGUGUCUUUAUGAUCAGGAAAAGAUUCUCUAUCUUUUCAUAAGAGAAAAUAAUUUUUUUUUUUUUUUAAAUUUGGCCGACCCUGAGAACGAGUUUCGGAGAGGGCCUGUCGACCCUCAAAGGGUUAAAUCAUUUGAUACCCUCAUCACCUAUAUUAUCCAUUUCUUAA
Cherax quadricarinatus is the source of this 7283-nucleotide messenger RNA. The record is from RefSeq and is a predicted model, not a curated record. Lineage: Eukaryota; Metazoa; Arthropoda; Malacostraca; Decapoda; Parastacidae.